UCCUCUUCCGUAGUUGUGCCAUAUUUUCUUGUUUGUUUAACAAAUUUUUCGUCUCCUACCCCACAGAGACAUCCUGUCAGUGUAAAGCAGCAUUAUCUCCGCACUCCUAUCAGCGUCUAGACUUUAUAACCAUCACUGCUUACUACCAUGCUUCAUUUGCACAGUGUCCCUUUUUUAUUGUUUUGUAAAAAGCCCUUUGGUAAUAAAUACACAUGCACGUCUUUUUUUAAAUCACCCUCAGUAUCAUGUCGCUUUAGCCUGAGUGUGCUGAUUUUAAUCUCUGUUCAGUGUUUUUCUUAGGCCAUAAAUUUUGCCCUUACUGUGCCGUCUAGUACUGUUUCUAUUGUGGUGCCUUGGUGCGUAUCUAAAUGCCUCUCAGUCGCUGCUGCUAAACCUGAAUUUCUCCACAGAGGAACGCCGUCGUUUACCUGAGGCAACAGGUCAAAAAUACAGCUCUGUGUUUUUACUCCCGCAUCCGGCAGCUGAUCAGGAAUGCAUUUGCUUAUAACGCUUGACAAAGCAAGUUGAGCUACCUUGUCAAAGGUACCGCCUUCUCAAACAUCUACAGCAUGUUCUUCUCAUGGGGUUGGGUUUAAUUUCCAGUCCUGAAGAGAAGGAGUCGCUGCCUGAGCUCAGCUGGACGAUGGUGAGCGUUUCUCUUCACCUGCUUCUUUGGUUCUUCUCUGCAGCUUCUUCAGGUAGGAAGACGUUCUCAGGUUCUUCUCCAUUAGAACAGCAUAAACAUGAACAUGUGACAGUUUUCAUAUUUACAUAAUUUACAGUCUCCUUAGGGAGUCCUGCCCCUCACUGCCCACCUCGGUGGCUCCUCUUCGGACACAGAUGCUUUGCUUUCUUCCCCGUGUGGAGCUCCUGCAGCGCCGCCAGCACGUCCUGCUCUCUGAGUGGUGGGAACCUGAUGUCGCUCCACACGCCGGAGGAAAUGCGAAUCGUCCUCCAACUGACCGACACCAGCAUACCUGUGUGGCUUGGUCCUCACCAGAACGGCUCUUGGCUUUGGAGCGACGACGCACUCCCUAAGAACUGGACCAACCAGAUGGAUGAAAAAAGCAAAGGGUGCCAGACCUGCAUGCAAAUGACGCCAAAAUCUGGAGAGCUGCAGCACACCCCCUGUGGAGAACUCCUGUUCUACGUCUGCACCACUUCACCGAGGUUCAGCUCCACCAGCCUCAACAGCCAAAAGCUGCUUCAGCCAGGAAUUGUCCCCGGGGUGCUUUUGUUUGACCUGAUGUGGGACUCCAGCUCUGCUGAAGCCGAGGCGAUUUUUUACUCAUCCUCUCUGCUCCGGGGGCUGAGGUCUGGACACCUGACGGAGCGCUGCUACUCCAGGUUCAUGCAGCAGGAGGCGCUCUACCUGAGCAGAGUUAAAAGCACACUAGAGGUUCUGAUUAGCGGCCUUCGUGAAGACGGCAGAAUAAGGUCACUCCUGCUGGACGUGUUCAGACAAUACGGCACGAGAAAGCAGAGCGUGCAGCCGUCUCCUCCACCCCCACAGUGGCUACAGUGGUCCCUGCAGUCUUUCCACCGGGUGGUUCUAGAGGACCCGGUGUACUGGCUGGUGGCGCUGUCGGCCCGGGCCUGCCUGCAGAACUUUGUGGCUCAGAGGCUCCACCGGGAGCUCGGAGCGCAGCCUGCGAGCUUGAUUGGGAACCGCUUCUACCAGACGUGGAGGAGAGAGAACGUGAUGUUUGUCUGGGUAACCAGGUGA
This is a messenger RNA of Fundulus heteroclitus (mummichog), 1726 nucleotides long. RefSeq lists its product as uncharacterized. Bases 917 to 1726 code for a protein of 269 amino acids. The record is from RefSeq and is a predicted model, not a curated record. The transcript is spliced from 9 exons. NCBI's taxonomy places the organism in Eukaryota, Metazoa, Chordata, Actinopteri, Cyprinodontiformes, Fundulidae.